Manihot esculenta (cassava) is the source of this 1352-nucleotide messenger RNA. RefSeq names its product casparian strip membrane protein 3. Lineage: Eukaryota; Viridiplantae; Streptophyta; Magnoliopsida; Malpighiales; Euphorbiaceae. The transcript is spliced from 3 exons. Bases 532 to 1167 code for a protein of 211 amino acids. The record is from RefSeq and is a predicted model, not a curated record.
UAUAAUUUAGAGUUGGCAUGUUUAAUGGAUCAAGUUUUCGUUCGAGAUGCAUGUGUAAUUCUUUAGCUGAACCAACUGAUAUCCGUAAUCCCUGACAAAGAAUUUGGGUAGAGAAGAAUGAAUUGAAGCAUUAUGCACUUCCUUGGCAAACAUGUACAGUUGGGGCUCACUGCUGCUGACAUCUUCACCACUCAAACUAACUGAGAGUCCCCACAUCCUGGCUGCAGAUUAAAGUUUUCUAGGUAUUAAUUUUUUUAACAUAAUUAUGCCCACCAAUAACGUAAAGAUCGUAGAUUUUCCUUGGUACAAGUGGAGCAAGCUAGCUGCCUGACAACCACUCCUCUGUGACGUUAUACAAACACCUCAACUGGUUCUUAUAGCUAACCCAUUAACUAGAUCUCUUCUUCUCUUUUGCAUCUGCGCACAUAUAUAAACCACCCUCCUCCAGAGAAUUUCGUGCCAAGCCCUCAGUUUUAUUGAAGAAAUAUAAUUAAAAUCUGCUCCCCUUCGACCCUAGCUGCUUAACUUCCAAUGGACUCAGAGAAGAGUGGUGAAGCAACAAUCGCCAUCCAAGAGCCAAAGACCGACCCUAAAGGAAAGGGCAUUGCUGGAGCUCCGGCUCCUUCUGUAGCCACUACCAAAACUAUCCGUCAGCAGCCCCGAGGAGGAUGGAAAAAGGGUAUUGCCAUUUUUGACUUCGUUCUAAGGCUGUGUGCCAUUGCAACAGGUUUAGCUGCUGCUAGUCUUAUGGGCACCACUGAACAGACUCUUCCCUUCUUCACUCAGUUCUUCCAGUUCCAUGCUGAGUAUAAUGAUCUUCCAACUUUCAUGUUUUUCGUGUUUGCAAACGGCAUAGCUAGCGGAUACCUCAUACUCUCCUUGCCUUUCUCUAUAGUAUGCAUCGUCCGGCCUCAUGCAGUGGGACCGAGGCUUUUCCUUGUCAUCUUCGACACAGUGGUUAUGGCUCUGACGAUAGCAGCUGCUUCUGCUGCUGCUGCUAUCGUUUACUUGGCUCAUAAUGGAAAUUCAGACGCAAAUUGGAAUGCAAUAUGUCAACAGUUCACUGAUUUCUGCCAGCAGAGCAGCACUGCUGUGGUGGCUUCCUUCAUAACCUCAGCCAUGUUCGUGCUUCUGAUUGUGUUGUCUGCAUUUGCUCUUAGAACUUAAUUAAUGAAAAAUCUACCUAGAUGUGUUCAUCAUAAAUUCAAGAUACAAAUAUGGGACACGUGGGUUUCACCAUGGCCAUAGGCUUUCCACAGCCAUAGGCUUCUGCAUGCCUUAAAGUGUGAUCCUUGUUUGCUGUAGUUUGUAAAUUUGGUGCGGUGUGCAUAUAUAAAUCUUAUUUCUUGCUA